This is a messenger RNA of Lolium rigidum, 537 nucleotides long. Its product is annotated as cyclin-dependent protein kinase inhibitor SMR1-like. The transcript has a single exon. The coding region runs from base 1 to 345 and encodes 114 amino acids. NCBI's taxonomy places the organism in Eukaryota, Viridiplantae, Streptophyta, Magnoliopsida, Poales, Poaceae. The record is from RefSeq and is a predicted model, not a curated record.
AUGUCAGCUGCAUCGCCGGAGUUCUAUCAGCCGUGCGCGCCGCCCGCCUACUCGCCGGGACGCCUGCGCGUUGCCGCCACGGAACCGUCUGCAAACGGCGAGGACUACCGCUGCCGGACGCCGACCGGGGUCAGCUAUCUGGGGGAACCAGUCAGCUGCCCGCCGGCGCCCAUGAAGCCGCGGGAGCCGCCGGCCUCCACAUGCAGGAGGCGGCUCUUCGACGUCAAGGUCAUCAGCCUGCGCUUCGACGACCUCCAGGCCAUCGAUCGGCCCUCCUUCCUCCGCAACGGCAAGCGGCGGCCCAGCAGGAUUAGCAGUGGCAGCCGCCGUUCUAUGUUUAGUUGAGUGCUCGAUCAGUGGUGCUAUUACUAGUGCUUAACACUUGAGUUGAUCUAUUAUCAAUAUCAUCAUUAUUAGGUAUACAAAGUUUCUAGCAGCAGAAGUUGCACACGUACGCACGCACUAUCCUCCUCUGUAAGAUGACUAAGAUCCAUCCAUCGUGAUAAGGGUUAUGUAAGAUUAUUUCUAUCCUCGUUC